Messenger RNA from Saccharomyces paradoxus, 3120 nucleotides. RefSeq names its product hydroxymethylglutaryl-CoA reductase (NADPH) HMG2 (gene HMG2). NCBI's taxonomy places the organism in Eukaryota, Fungi, Ascomycota, Saccharomycetes, Saccharomycetales, Saccharomycetaceae. The transcript has a single exon. The coding region runs from base 1 to 3120 and encodes 1039 amino acids. Gene Ontology annotation, cellular component: peroxisomal membrane; endoplasmic reticulum membrane. Gene Ontology annotation, molecular function: protein binding; hydroxymethylglutaryl-CoA reductase (NADPH) activity. Gene Ontology annotation, biological process: isoprenoid biosynthetic process; coenzyme A metabolic process; ergosterol biosynthetic process. The record is from RefSeq and is a predicted model, not a curated record.
AUGUCGCUUCCCUUAAAAACUAUAAUACAUCUGGUAAAGCCCUUUGCUUGCACUGCUAGGUUUAGUGCGAGGUACCCAAUCCAUGUUAUUGUUGUUGCUGUUUUAUUAAGCGCCGCUGCCUAUCUAUCAGUAACACAAUCUUAUCUUAACGAAUGGAAGCUGGACUCUAACCAGUAUUCCACGUACUUAAGCAUCAAGCCGGAUGAACUGUUUGAAAAAUGCACACACUAUUAUAGGUCUCCUGUGUCCGACACGUGGAAGCUGCUCAGUUCUAAGGAAGCCGCCGAUAUUUAUACCCCUUUUCAUUAUUAUUUGUCCACUAUAAGUUUUCAAAGUAAGGACAAUUCAACGACUUUGCCUUCCCUUGAUGAUGUUAUUUAUAGCGUUGAUCAUACUCGAUACUUAUUAAGUGAGGAGCCAAAGAUACAAACCGAACUGGUGUCUGAGAACGGAACGAAAUGGAGAUUGAGAAACAAUAGCAAUUUUAUUUUGGACCUGCAUAAUAUUUACAGAAAUAUGGUCAAGCAAUUUUCCAAUAAAACCAGCGAAUUUGAUCAAUUUGAUUUGUUUAUCAUCCUGGCUGCUUACUUUACUCUUUUUUAUACUCUCUGUUGCCUGUUUAAUGACAUGAGAAAAAUCGGAUCAAAAUUUUGGUUAAGCUUUUCCGCUCUUUCAAACUCUGCAUGUGCAUUAUAUUUAUCAUUGUACACAACCCACAGUUUGUUGAAGAAACCAGCUUCCUUAUUAAGUUUGAUCAUUGGACUACCAUUUAUUGUAGUAAUUAUUGGCUUUAAGCAUAAAGUUCGACUUGCGGCAUUCUCAUUACAAAAAUUCCACAGAAUCAGUAUUGACAAGAAAAUAACGGUAAGCAACAUUAUUUAUGAGGCAAUGUUCCAAGAAGGCUCCUACUUAAUCCGUGACUACUUAUUUUAUAUUAGCUCCUUUGUUAGCUGCGCUAUUUAUGCUAGGCAUCUACCCGGGUUGGUUAAUUUCUGUAUUUUGUCAACUUUUAUGUUAAUUUUCGACUUGAUUUUAUCUGCCACUUUCUAUUCUGCCAUAUUGUCUAUGAAACUGGAAAUUAAUAUCAUUCACAGAUCGACCCUCAUCAGACAGACUUUGGAAGAAGACGGCGUUGUUCCAACUACAGCCGAUAUUAUAUAUAAGGACGAAACGGCUUCAGAACCACAUUUUUUAAGAUCCAAUGUGGCUAUACUUUUAGGAAAAGCAUCAGUUAUUGGUCUCCUACUAUUGAUCAACCUUUAUGUGUUUACAGAUAAGUUAAAUGCCACAAUACUAAACACAGUGUAUUUUGACUCUACAAUUUACUCGUUACCAAAUUUCAUCAAUUAUAAAGAUAUUGGCAACCUCAGUAAUCAGGUGAUCAUUUCCGUUUUGCCAAAACAAUACUAUACUCCACUGAAAAAAUACCAUCAAAUUGAAGAUUCUGUGCUACUUAUCAUUGACUCUGUUAGCAAUGCUAUUCGGGACCAGUUUAUCAGCAAAUUACUUUUUUUUGCAUUUGCAGUUAGUAUUUCCAUUAAUGUUUAUUUACUGAAUGCUGCGAAAAUUCACACAGGAUACAUGAACUUUCAGCCACAGUCGAAGAAGAUCGAUGAUCUUGUUGUCGUGCAAAAAUCGGCAACAAUUGAGUUUUCAGAAACUCAAAGUGUGCCUGCUUCUUCAGGCCUAGAAACCUCAGUGACGGCGAGAGAUAUAGCGAUCUCCGAAGAAAUUCAGAAUAACGAAUGUGUGUAUGCUUUAAGUUUCCAGGACGAGCCUAUCCGUCCUUUAUCGAAUUUAGUGGAACUUAUGGACAAGGAACAAUUAAAAAACAUGAAUAAUACAGAGGUUUCUGAUCUUGUGGUCAACGGUAAGCUGCCAUUAUAUUCUCUAGAAAAAAAAUUAGAGGACACUACUCGUGCUGUUUUAGUUAGGAGGAAGGCACUUUCAGCUUUGGCUGAGUCACCAAUUUUAGUUUCCGAAAAACUGCCCUUCAGAAACUACGAUUAUGAUCGCGUAUUUGGUGCUUGCUGUGAGAACGUCAUUGGGUAUAUGCCUAUACCGGUUGGUGUAAUUGGUCCAUUGAUUAUCGAUGGAACAUCUUAUCAUAUUCCAAUGGCUACUACUGAAGGUUGCUUAGUGGCGUCGGCUAUGCGUGGUUGUAAAGCCAUAAAUGCUGGUGGUGGUGCAACAACUGUUUUAACUAAGGAUGGUAUGACAAGAGGUCCAGUAGUCCGUUUCCCUACUUUAAAGAGAUCCGGUGCUUGCAAGAUAUGGCUAGACUCAGAAGAGGGACAAAACGCCAUUAAGAAGGCUUUUAAUUCUACAUCAAGAUUUGCCCGUUUGCAACAUAUUCAAACUUGUCUAGCAGGCGACUUGCUUUUCAUGAGAUUUAGAACAACUACUGGUGAUGCGAUGGGUAUGAAUAUGAUAUCCAAAGGUGUCGAAUACUCAUUAAAGCAAAUGGUAGAAGAGUACGGCUGGGAAGAUAUGGAAGUUGUCUCCGUAUCCGGUAACUAUUGUACCGAUAAAAAACCUGCCGCAAUCAACUGGAUCGAAGGUCGUGGUAAAAGUGUCGUAGCUGAAGCUACUAUUCCUGGUGAUGUUGUCAAAAGUGUUUUAAAGAGCGAUGUUGCUGCUUUGGUCGAAUUAAAUAUAUCUAAGAACUUGGUUGGAUCUGCAAUGGCUGGAUCUGUUGGUGGUUUCAAUGCGCAUGCAGCUAAUUUGGUCACCGCACUUUUCUUGGCAUUGGGCCAAGAUCCCGCACAGAACGUAGAAAGUUCGAACUGUAUAACUUUGAUGAAGGAAGUUGAUGGAGAUUUAAGGAUUUCCGUUUCUAUGCCAUCUAUCGAAGUGGGUACGAUCGGUGGGGGUACAGUUUUAGAGCCUCAGGGUGCCAUGCUUGAUCUUCUCGGGGUUCGUGGUCCUCACCCUACUGAACCUGGAGCAAAUGCUAGGCAAUUAGCUAGAAUAAUCGCGUGUGCUGUCUUGGCUGGUGAAUUGUCUCUGUGCUCCGCACUUGCUGCUGGUCACCUAGUACAAAGCCAUAUGACUCACAAUCGUAAAACAAACAGAGCCAAUGAAUCCCCACAACCUAGUAACGGAGGCCCUCCCUCAUAA